AUGAGCAGCCGGCUGUGGAAGGCCUACUACGAAGACGAUGUCGAUAUCUUUCGGCAAUUGCUCUUUCAAACCCCGGUCUACAACACCAGACCGGGCGCGGGAAGAGGUGGCAAUGCGUCGGCCAUCAUAGGCAGUCCGGCUCAGUUUGGCACAUCGCCUGUCAUUAUGAAGGGCCGGAGGAAUGGUUCGACAACACCUGGCAGCGGAGCGCAUCACGGCAGUGCUUUGACGAAAGCGGACAUCAACUGGCGUGACUCGGCUGGGCUCACGUUGCUGCAUCAUGCUGCAUCCUCAAGUGCUGAGCAUGCAUAUGACUUUGCAGCCGCGUUGGUCGAGCAUCCACAUAUCGAUCUGUACAUACAAGACGUGGAGAAUGCUUGGACGGCCCUGCACCGUGCCUUCUACUUUGGCAACGUCAGUGUUGCUCGGCUCAUGCUGGAGCGGGAUGCUGCCGAUGCGCUUGGCAAGACCACCGGACAUGUGCAUCAGACGAUUGGUCUGAUCAAGGUCAAGGACAAGGAAGGGCAUGGUCCGCUCGACUCGUAUGGCGCUACUAUCAAGGAUCGCACGUUGCGACCUGAUAUGGCUUCACGUCCACGCACCGGCUCAAACGGAAGCGACGACGAUCGACCAGUCAUGAUUGGUGAUGAAGAAGAAAGCAGCGACAAAGUACAGAUCCACUACCAUGAUAUCAAUGGCGACCAGCUGUUCACCUUUGGCAGCAACCAAAAUGUUACCUUGGGCUUCGGGGAUGAGGACGAUCGUCAAUAUCCUGAGCGCAUCACACUACGACGACCUGGGCACUUGAUUAGGCGCUUCUAUCAAGAGCACUUGCAAGAGCACAAUCGGAAGUGGUCAUCCCACGAACCUUCCUUCCAGCCGAAAUCAGCGCCGCCAUCUGGUUGGCUGGACGAUCUACCGUUCCUCGUGCGCAGCAAACCCUUGAUUAUACAGGAAGUUUUCAUGUCCAAGCUGUCGACUGCGGUCCUCACCACCGAUCCUGUGGCCAAUCUGUAUAUGUGCGGACAUGGUCAAGGCGGCCGACUCGGUCUCGGUGACGAGCAGACGCGCUUCAAUCUUGUCUGCGUCGAGGGUGGCGCUCUUGCCGGCAAGCGCGCGGCAACUGUUGCUCUUGGUCAGAACCACACAAUUGCACUGUCCGACGAAGGCGAAAUCUUCAGCUGGGGCAAUAAUGGCUACGGUCAGCUUGGCUACAGCUUGCCGAAGAGCACGACUAGCGAUGAAGAUCCGAUCAGUACCAUACCAAGGCAGCUGUUCGGCAUACUCAAACGUGAGAUGGUAGUCGGCAUCGCUGCCUCGCGUAUACACUCUGUGGCUUACACAUCAUCUUCGCUAUACACUUUCGGCAAGAACGAUGGACAGCUCGGCAUCAUGGACUCCGAUGCACGCUCACUUGAGAUGCAAGAUACGCCUCGCAAGGUCGCAGCGUCGCUGUUUGCUUCGCCCAUCCAGAGCGUUUGUGCCAUCGACAAAGCUACUGUCUGCUUGCUCGAAAGCCACGAGGUCUUCGUAUUUGCAAACUACGGAUACGCCAAGGUACAGUUUCCCCUCGAAGGCUUCAGUAACUAUUUCCUCAAACAGAGCUUUCUCGUCACAACCUACGACAGUGCGCCGAACAGGAUCGUCAAGCUUACUGGUGGUGGUGACACUAUCUGCGCCUUGUCAAGUCGUGGCGAUGUCUUCACCCUGGCCAUCAACCAGCAGCUUAACAGCAAGUCCAGUGCCUCGACCACUAAUCCUGCCAAGAUACGUAGUGCGAUCACGCACCCACAACGUAUCUGGUCGCCCAAAAAGACGAACAUGAACGCUCGCGACGUUGGCGUUGACGCAGAUGGCUCGAUCAUUUUAUCUACGGAAGAAGGCAGUGUCUGGCGACGAAGUAAUCGAGCUAAUGCCAAAAGCACAACUGCCUCCACCACAACCGAAUACAAGCCCAAGGACUACAAAUUCUCGCGGGUGCCCGGUCUCACUCGUGUUCUCGCCGUACGAGCGUCAGCAUACGGUGCAUACGCGGCCAUCAGAAGGGAUUGCGAUGUACUCAAGACGCAGGUUGUGGUCGAGGAUACGAAGCUACUAGCAGAUCUGUUCCCGUUGCUCUCGCUCAAGCAGCUGCUUUACAAAGUCGCUGCAGUCGAGGACGAAACACGGCAUCGGUUCUGGCAAGGCUCGACCAAGACAGAUGGUGUACAAGCACUCAAGCGCGUCGUGCUUGGAAGCAAGGACAUCGAGACGGAUCUGGCGGAAGUAUGCGACAAUAGCCUGGCCGAUAGUACGGCGAAGUAUGAUGCUCUUCUCGCCACCACUACCUCGGACAUCACGAUAACAGUCCAUCGAUUUGUCAUUACUGGCAGGAGCAAGGUCUUGCGACGGGGCUUCCGGGAUCUAUGUCCCACGAGCACGUUCACGAUACCCGAUCUAGCAGUCGCCGAACUGGACAAGGACGGUCGCACGGUCGUCCUGUUUCAAAGUCUGGACAUCUUGACUCUGGUCGAUUUGGCACUCUACCUGUAUACAGACACCAUCAUCGACUUCUGGCACCUGGCUCAACGCAAUCCCAAGAUGAGCUUUCGCUACCGCCAAGUACGGACUGAGCUCAUGAAGGCUGCAGCGAAGCUGGAGCUCAGCAGACUAGAGCCUGCUGUACGGCAGAUGGUCACGCCGAGACCGUGUCUGGAUUGGGACUUCGAGGUCGCGUAUGCCGACCCUGCCUUCUUCUAUGAUGGCGAUGUAAUGGUCCAGCUUGAGGAUGAUGAGAUACGUGUACACAGUGCUAUGCUUCGCGCACGUUGUCCAUUCUUCGAGGGCAUGUUCAUGGGUCGUGCUGGCGGUCGAUGGCUUGCGGGACGCGAGGCGGAAGAGGCGGUCAAUGUCGACUUGACGCAUAUCAGCUCAAAAACGUUCAUGUUGGUGCUACGCCACAUAUAUGCUGAUACCGGCUCGGAACUCUUCGACGAUAUUGUCAGUGUUGGACUGGACGACUUUCUGGAUGCCGUGAUGGAUGUCAUGAGCGCGGCCAAUGAGCUCAUGCUGGAUAGACUGUCGCAGAUCUGCCAGGCAGUCGUCGGACAGUAUGUCAACGCACGCAAUGUCAGCGAGCUACUCAAUGCGAUCUCGCCUAGCUCGGUGCGUGAAUUCAAGGAUGCCGCUCUGGAAUACAUGUGCUUGAACAUGGAAGCUAUGCUGCAGGGACAUCAUCUCAAUGCACUAGACGAGGAUUUGCUUAUCGAGCUCGACGAGGUGGUCAAAGAGAAUCAAUUGGCUUGCAUGCCCUUCGCAAAAAGUGGUCGGGCGGAGCUUAUGCUGCAUGAACGCCAUCCUGGGCUUGCAGAAAUAGUCGAACGCAACCGGCAGCGCAAAAUCGACAAUGUCACUGUACGCUCAAGACAUUACGAGAUCGACAGUUUCGUGCUUGGGUCGCUUGGUGAUGAGAUCCGAGCCUCGCCCAUGGCACAAAAAGCACGCAGACGUUCAUCGACCGCGCAGAGGAUGGACACCGACAGGCCCUCUCUCAAAGCAAAGGCAUCGACGAAAGAUAUGAUGUUCGUUAUGGACGAAGAGGGCUCAUCUGAUAUUGGCACGCCCGAACAGUCUCCCGCUAUACGACCGAUGACUAGUCCUCGUGGUCUCGAACCUAUUCCUUCGAGUCCGCCAGAGGAUGUAUGGUUCGAUUCGAAGGGUAAAGUGCUGCCCUCCCCGAAGCUGGGUCCGCAGGUCUCGACAUCUGGAGCAGCUACGCCUCGUACGCCUAAGUCACCCGCGUUUGGCGGCAAGACACCACCAAGCACUGGUGUGGCGCCUUGGACUCUUACACCCCUACCAGGUCCAAGAACAGAUAUGCGGGAUAUCAUGGCGCAGACUUUUACCGGUCGGACAUCUUCACUAUCACAGGAGCUGGCUGCUUCGCGACCUCCGUUGCCUGCUACACCAAGCUCGUUCACACUCGGCGCAGCGAAGAUAUCACAGAAAGAGCGCAAGCGUAUGCAGCAAUCUGCACUCUCACCAGAGCCCGUACCUGCUCCCUCGGCACGAGGACCGAUUACUAGCCAGUCUCCAGCAGCCAAUCCAUGGCAGACCAUUUCUGCGCAGCGGUCUCCUGCUUUACGACCAGUCCCUAACGAUCAAGUGCCGGGUCCAGGGUCGAGACCACCGACAACUCGGGCCACGGGCACGCCGCAGCUCACCAUGCGCCAGACAGUCGCCAACACCAAGCCUGGCCAGCUGCCACAAAAGCCAGUCAUUGGGCCAUCAGGUCAGUGUGCUUUACAACCACGCAGCGUCUCCGGAAACAAGCCCAGCACCCUGCCAGAAACCAACAGACCCGCGCCCAUAACACCAAACAACCAGCUAGACCCCCUCCCCUCAGCCUCCUCCGCAAAUACCAAACCCAUACCCCAGUCAAUCCGCCACCAACCACCAUCGGAACAAAUUCUCGGCCUCUCUAUGUCAGAGAUCGUCGCCGCAGAACAAGCGGUCAAAGAUGACAUCAAAGCUGCGGUCGCCAAGCGCGAUCUCCAGGAGAUUCAGGCCGAGCAAGAAUUUCAGGAAUGGUGGGAUAAGGAGGUCAAGAGGGUGCAAGAGGAGGAGCAGAAGGCCUCCGGUGUUGGUGGAGGAGUGAAAGGUGCUGAUGGGAAGAGGAGACGUGGUGGUGGGGGUGGUGUUAAAGCUGUGAGAGGUGGGAGGGGUGGGAAGGGGAGAGGUGGUGGUAGUGCUGCGGGUGCUGAGCCAGGCGGUACGGAAUAA
Messenger RNA from Recurvomyces mirabilis, 4761 nucleotides. RefSeq lists its product as uncharacterized. NCBI's taxonomy places the organism in Eukaryota, Fungi, Ascomycota, Dothideomycetes, Mycosphaerellales, Teratosphaeriaceae. The transcript has a single exon. The record is from RefSeq and is a predicted model, not a curated record. Gene Ontology annotation, molecular function: protein binding. The coding region runs from base 1 to 4761 and encodes 1586 amino acids.